Molecule: messenger RNA, 636 nt
Organism: Ochotona curzoniae (black-lipped pika)
Lineage: Eukaryota; Metazoa; Chordata; Mammalia; Lagomorpha; Ochotonidae
Gene: BEX4
Product: brain expressed X-linked 4
Exons: 2
Coding region: 54-413 (119 amino acids)
Cellular component (GO): nucleus; cytoplasm
Source: RefSeq, a predicted model, not a curated record
GCGGCGGCGAGAAUCCGGAGGAGGAGGAGACCACAAGGAUAGGCCCAGGAGAAAUGGAGUCCAAAAAGGAACAAGCAGUAAAAAAUCUCAACGUGGAAAAUGCUGAGAAGGGAAACGAAGGAAGGGAGAAUGUCCCUGUGCAGUAUGUAGAUGAGUCCCUUCAUUUGGGAGGAAGUGAAGGCCAGAAAGCUGGAGGAAGUGUCAGGUGGAGACGAGUUAGGCGUCUUGCCCCUAUAAUUCGAUGGGCCAUACCUAAUCGGCAUGUUGUUCACCAUGAAUUUGGAGACGAUGUAGAGAGAUUAGUAGAACAAAUGAUGGAGAUCAAGAAGAAGUCUAGGCAACUGCAGGUAAAUAAUUUACGUUUCCAAACUCCUGAACCUGACAAUCAUUAUGACUUUUGCCUUAUACCUUGAACCCUAAAGAUUUCCUUGAGUUGAUAAUGUGGCCACUGAUUUACAAGCUUGUGCUUUUCUGAUUGAUUUUUUCCUUAAUCAUUACUGUGUUUUCACUAAAGUGUUUCUAGUUGAAUAUUGUUUUUGCUUCAGUCUGAAUUUUUGUCAGCAUGGCAAUUGUAUCUGUUUUGUGAAAAAUACUUUUUCCUUAGUUUGAACUGAAUAAAACAAUUGAAAGAAAAAA